Messenger RNA from Mizuhopecten yessoensis (Yesso scallop), 950 nucleotides. RefSeq names its product leptin receptor overlapping transcript-like 1. The record is from RefSeq and is a predicted model, not a curated record. Bases 35 to 439 code for a protein of 134 amino acids. Gene Ontology annotation, cellular component: endosome. Gene Ontology annotation, biological process: late endosome to vacuole transport via multivesicular body sorting pathway. NCBI's taxonomy places the organism in Eukaryota, Metazoa, Mollusca, Bivalvia, Pectinida, Pectinidae. The transcript is spliced from 4 exons.
AACUAAAUUGUUGUUCUUUUUUUAUUUUUCAUUCAUGUCAAUUCCAUCCUGUCAACAAACAGCGUUGAUAAGCCUUGCAUUUGCAGCUGCGAUAGGUAUCACAUUUUUGGUGUUAGGAUGUGCCCUCCCACAGUUCAACAAUUGGUGGCCCCUGUUUGUGCUGUUUUUCUACAUCCUGGCCCCUCUGCCGAUGACCCUGUCCAAGCGAUGUAUGAACUCAUUUGACUCGUCCAGUAGUGCCUGUUUAGAAAUGGCUAUCUUUGUUACUACAGGGAUAGUUGUGUCAUCGAUGGGGUUACCAUUGGUAUUGGCACAUGUCAGUGUGAUCCAGUGGGGAGCAUGUGCGUUGGUGCUGUCAGCUAACAUUGUAGUGUUUUUGACAAUUCUUGGCUACUUCUAUGUUUUCGACAGUGAUGACCUUGACUAUUCAAUGUGGUAAAUGCCUGGAUGCAUGUAGAAAACCUCCGCAGAUUUGUUAGACAGUCAACAAUCAGCUUUUUGCUGGACAUGUUAAGUUUUUCCAAGCCAUUAUCUCUACAGUCCAUGAUGGAUGUCUGUAGUUCUGAAGAUUGUAUGGUCUCCUGUGGUCAGUUGGAGUUGCCAGAAUAAAUACAAUCAAAUGAGAAUCUCCCUGACAUCAGCAAUAUUAAUAUAUUUCUUUUAGUUAAAUAUAACAUGCAGGAGGGUUUUAGAACUUACAAUUUCUCGAGGAACCUUCAUGAUAUUCUUGAUACAGUAAUGCUAUGAAGCCAACCUAUUUUAUCAUAAGAGGAUAUACAAUACCUCUACAGUUAUAAAACUUUAAAAAAACACUUUAAAAUAAACUGAUUAUUAUUUCUGUAUUACAGUAUCAUAAUUUUUGUUUAUCUUACCAUAGUUUGUUAAUAAUCAACUUGAUUAAAAUUCAUUUAAUGUAUAGUACAUAUAUUUCCUCUAUAGUAUAUAUAUUU